Messenger RNA from Apis mellifera (honey bee), 1694 nucleotides. RefSeq lists its product as uncharacterized. Gene Ontology annotation, cellular component: extracellular region. The transcript has 3 exons. Gene Ontology annotation, molecular function: chitin binding. The coding region runs from base 77 to 604 and encodes 175 amino acids. Lineage: Eukaryota; Metazoa; Arthropoda; Insecta; Hymenoptera; Apidae. The record is from RefSeq and is a predicted model, not a curated record.
CGCCUCCUCCAGUCUUUGUUAGGAUUGUUGUUUGCCGGAGUGUUUUCGGGGAGGGGGGGUGCAAGUGGAAGAGAUCAUGCGGGUCCACGACAACCUGUGCUCCUCGCUGGGAUACGUCGUGUUCCUUCUGUUGCUCGUCGAGGGUAUACGAAAUACGGGAAGUGGUAAAGUGUCGAAGAGGGCGAGGCCAAUAGACCCUGACACCGAGGACAACCGCGACAACGAGGACUAUUAUUACGAGGACGUGGAUGAAAGAAACAAUCCUACGAACGAGGCACCGGUCGUCCCCCCAGGAUUCCUCAGCCCAUCGGUACGAGAGUAUCUGGAUCUUGGUAAAUCGAUACCAGGAUAUACAGCGCGGCGUCUAAUCAACGGGUACUUCAUCCCUGCGGCGAACGAAGUUAGCAGGCGGCGAGCAAGAUGCAGCGGGCAACAAGCUCAAGGAACAGUUGCUGCUCGCAACCCACCCCAGCCAUCUAAUUUAAUCGGCCGUUCAAUUGGCCGACCCGCGUUUUCCCACUUCCGGGAUGUUCCGCCAGGGAUAAAUGUAACGCCAGGGGAAAAUUGCAGAUCGAGAUCAUCAUCAGCUUCCCUUUCCCUUUAAGAUCGUCAGAUUAGAGUUGGACGAUCGAGGGUUAAUUUAAUUUGUCGAGGAGGAGUCAGUUUUUCGUUUCAACUAAGUGAAAAAAAAAAAAGGUUUAUAGAAAAAUUGUUGUGCAACACGCACAACAUUUGAAAUUGAAAAUUAACGAUUCGAAACUUUCGCAAAAACUUGCUUCCCUUACAUCAUGAAAGUUGAAGAAUCCAACUAUCUACGCAAUAAUACCGGUUUCUUUUAAACCACUGCCGAGUAACCCGCUUAACAUUCACGUAUCACGGAGCCAGGCCCCACUCUCAAUAACGGCCAUCAAUUCCUUUUUCUACCGGCGAUCACCGACGGUCUAAUAUCAAAGUGAAAUUACAGUCGCUCGCCAAUCACCGAGUAUCUGUUUCCUUCUUUUUCCUGCACACGCGUCGCGAUACGUGUUGGAGAAAGAAAGAAAGAAAGAAAAAAAAUAAGCAAGAAGCCGUACAGUCCCGGGUAAUUGGCCAUCCGUCCGUAUAGAUGCACGCGAAAGAUCGCAUGGUCUUCCUUAGGAUGAAAUUGAGUUAACGAACGCGGUUACGGUUUCCUGGAAUUGCUUCGAAUCCAUUGAAAUAAGCGUAUCCGCAAUCUUCCCAAGUAACCAAGUAUGCUCAAGUAUGCUUGGUCUUUGGGGGAAUGGUUAAAAUCUCUCUCGGGGGAAAAAAACUGGAAAUUUCUCCCUUCUUCAAAUUAAAAUAUCGACGAAUCGAUUAAUAUAAAAUUGAUCUAUGAACGAUUUUCUGACAAGUAAGAGCUCGAACUAAGGAAAAUUUAGAAAUUUUCUAGCCGUUUCUAGAUUGAAGGUUCGAGAAAGAUUCGAGUUAAAGGAAAAUAAUUCUCGAAUACCUUUCUUCAUCUAAGAAGAUAGAAUAAAUAUUGUUUGAAAUAUCGUUGUUAAUAAAUUGAUACAAGAUCAUUUUGGAAAACUAUAGAUUCAGCGACAGAGAGAGGAAGAAAAAGGAAGAAGACACGAAUCGAAUCCAAAGCUUCUUGGAAACGCGAUCCUAGAGAGAUCUCUAAGCUAUGUAGCUACAAUUAAGAAACAAAGUAAACGAAUUUUUCAAACCUU